CAUCUUUACAGCAGAAUAAACUUUACACUGUACCAACUGAGAUGCAGUUUCUGGCAAGUACUGAGGACAAAGAUCUGACAGAGGAGAAGGAGGUUGCCGGUGAUGCUCUCUCAGACUUAAAGAAGGAGGAGGAAUAUAAAACAAAUAUAUGGAAAGGUUUCCUCAUCUCAAUCCCGUACGCAGCCAGCAUUGGAGGUACAGCAACGCUGACGGGAACUGCCCCAAACCUCAUCCUUCUGGGACAGCUGAAGAGUUAUUUUCCAGAAUGUGAUGUGGUGAACUUUGGUUCUUGGUUUAUGUUUGCAUUUCCUUUAAUGCUGAUUUUUCUUCUCCUGGGAUGGCUGUGGAUCUCCAUCCUGUAUGGAGGAAUUAACCUGAGGGGCUGGAGGACAAAAAAGUCAAAUAUAAGAGUGGAUGCAGAAGCCCGAGCCAGAGAAGUGAUAAAGGAAGACUAUCAGAAACUGGGUCCAACAAAGUUUGCAGAACAGGCAAUUUUCUUCUUCUUCUGCAUGUUUGCUAUCAUGCUUUUCUCCAGGGAUCCCAAAUUCAUUCCAGGAUGGGCAAGCUUGUUUGCACCAGGGUUUAUCUCAGAUGCAGUUACGGGAAUCACCAUUGUGAUUAUACUGUUCUUCUUCCCUUCGCAAAAACCUUCCUUCAGGUGGUGGUUUGACUUGAAAGCACCAAACACUGAGACGCAGCCCUUGCUGACUUGGAGGAAGGCCCAAGAGACGGUGCCCUGGAACAUCAUCUUGCUGCUCGGAGGAGGCUUUGCCAUGGCAAAGGGCUGUGAGGAGUCUGGUUUGUCUGUCUGGAUAGGAGGGCGUCUGCAUCCCUUGGAGGGUGUACCACCGCCCGUGGCUGUCAUCCUCAUCACGAUUGUCAUCGCCUUAUUCACGGAAUUCGCCAGCAACACAGCCACUAUUAUCAUCUUUCUGCCUGUCUUGGCAGAGCUGGCCAUUCGUCUGAAAGUAAAUCCCCUCUAUUUAAUGAUACCAGGAACUAUAGGAUGCUCCUACGCCUUCAUGCUGCCAGUCUCAACACCUCCUAACUCCAUCGCCUUUUCUUCUGGACACUUGAUGGUCAAGGAUAUGGCAAGAACUGGGUUGCUCAUGAAUCUUAUGGGAGUUUUGCUUCUUAGCUUGGCUAUGAACACAUGGGCCAAGAGCAUCUUCCAGCUGGGGACCUUCCCUGCAUGGGCCAACAUCCAUGCGGAAAAUGCCACCUCACUCUUGACAGCUGUAGAAAAUGUCACUUUAAGUGCACUAAAUAAAAUGUGAACAAAGCCA
Messenger RNA from Eurypyga helias (sunbittern), 1286 nucleotides. RefSeq names its product solute carrier family 13 (sodium-dependent dicarboxylate transporter), member 3 (gene SLC13A3). The transcript is spliced from 10 exons. Gene Ontology annotation, cellular component: membrane. Gene Ontology annotation, biological process: citrate transport; monoatomic anion transmembrane transport. Gene Ontology annotation, molecular function: citrate transmembrane transporter activity; sodium:dicarboxylate symporter activity; succinate transmembrane transporter activity. The annotation marks the transcript as partial. The record is from RefSeq and is a predicted model, not a curated record. Lineage: Eukaryota; Metazoa; Chordata; Aves; Eurypygiformes; Eurypygidae.